CAGAAGCAUCACACAUUAUGUUGCGUGUGAUGAACCAUAACCAUGUCAGACGAGGAGCACCACUUCGAGUCAAAGGCUGAUGCUGGAGCAUCAAAGACAUUUCCCCAGCAAGCUGGAACCAUCCGCAAAAACGGUUACAUUGUCAUCAAGAACAGGCCAUGCAAGGUUGUGGAGGUUUCAACUUCCAAAACUGGCAAGCAUGGACACGCAAAGUGUCACUUUGUUGCAAUUGACAUCUUCACUGGGAAAAAGCUUGAGGAUAUUGUCCCAUCUUCCCAUAACUGUGAUGUUCCCCAUGUUAAUCGCAUUGACUACCAGCUCAUUGACAUCUCAGAGGAUGGAUUUGUGAGUCUGCUGACUGAGACUGGUGGUACUAAGGAUGACCUUAGGCUUCCAACCGAUGAAAAUCUGCUUUCGCAGAUCAAGGAUGGAUUUGCUGAGGGCAAAGAUCUGGUUGUGUCUGUUAUGUCUUCCAUGGGGGAGGAGCAGAUUUGUGCCCUUAAGGACAUUGGCCCCAAGUAAUAGAGUUGUGUCAGUUGAAUAUCUGGAAAGCAGAAGUUGAAACUGAGAUGAUAAAUAGUAUUUAUUAUUAUUUUUUCACUUUUAUGUGGGUUUGUAUACUAAAUCAGCCAAAGUUUGUACCUUUCUUACAAGAUGUGGUCAAACUUGAAUGGCUUUAUUUGGGAGUCCUUGACCUACUAUAUUUUUAAACGUGUUGGAUCAAUGCUAGAACCAUAUUCUGUUAAAUGGUGUGAAGUUAUAUUGGUCACUGGCCAUUAAAUCUAUUUAUACGCUUAGAAGACCUUAUAACCUUUAUAAUAAAUUUUUCUUCAUUAUGAUGUUUC
Messenger RNA from Glycine soja, 845 nucleotides. RefSeq names its product eukaryotic translation initiation factor 5A. Gene Ontology annotation, biological process: positive regulation of translational elongation; positive regulation of translational termination. The coding region runs from base 43 to 522 and encodes 159 amino acids. The record is from RefSeq and is a predicted model, not a curated record. Gene Ontology annotation, molecular function: RNA binding; translation elongation factor activity; ribosome binding. Lineage: Eukaryota; Viridiplantae; Streptophyta; Magnoliopsida; Fabales; Fabaceae. The transcript has 5 exons.